Molecule: messenger RNA, 1626 nt
Organism: Manihot esculenta (cassava)
Lineage: Eukaryota; Viridiplantae; Streptophyta; Magnoliopsida; Malpighiales; Euphorbiaceae
Product: UDP-N-acetylglucosamine transporter UGNT1
Exons: 10
Coding region: 156-1214 (352 amino acids)
Cellular component (GO): Golgi apparatus
Molecular function (GO): GDP-fucose transmembrane transporter activity; antiporter activity
Source: RefSeq, a predicted model, not a curated record
UACUGCUUGCUUACUGGCGUGAUAACUCGAGCUGUGCUCGCUCCUGAUCCGAGUUCCGAGUUACGCAACUCACCUGGGAGAGUUGACCAUAAAAACGAUGUUUGAUUUCGCUUUUUAAAAUACAGAACCUCGAAGAGAGGUGAGAGACAUCUCCAAUGGCGUCUUCUAAUCCGUUCAACAAUUCCGUACUUCCAGUGUCCAUUUCACCAAGCGGCGAAGAGAAGGAGAAGGAGCGGCUCAUCAGAGGAGGCGAUGAAAAGAUUUUUAGAGGAUCCGCCAUGACCAAGCGAGGAGCCUAUGCUGCUAUUUCUUACAUGUCUUGUGCUGUGCUUUUGGUAAUGUUCAAUAAAGCAGCUCUUUCUUCUUAUAACUUCCCUAGUGCAAACGUGAUAACACUAUUUCAGAUGAUUAGUUCAACCUCAUUUCUAUACGCAUUGAGACGCUGGAAGAUCAUCUCUUUCAUUGCUGGUGAAUCUUUACCUAUUUCUGAUAGCAACACUACUUUUGUAUCAUUUGAGACAUUGAUGCACACCCUUCCGCUUUCAGUUGCCUAUUUGCUUUACAUGCUAGUUACAAUGGAGUCUGUUCGUGGUGUAAACGUUCCCAUGUACACCACUCUAAGGCGAACUACAGUGGCAUUUACAAUGAUUAUGGAGUACUUUCUGGCAGGGCAGAGGUAUACAAUUCCUAUUGUUGGAAGUGUUGGAGUGAUUCUUCUUGGUGCAUUUAUUGCGGGAGCUCGUGACUUGUCAUUUGACUUCUAUGGCUAUGCUGUUGUCUUCUUGGCCAACAUUACGACAGCAAUAUAUCUUGCAACUAUAAGCCGCAUUGGGAAAUCCAGUGGCCUUAAUAGCUUUGGCCUUAUGUGGUGCAACGGAAUUAUAUGUGGACCGGUUUUGCUGUUGUGGACAUUUUUUCGUGGUGAAUUGGAGAUGACAAUCAAUUUCCCCCUUCUGUUUUCCCUUGGUUUCUUGGCCGUGCUCCUUCUUUCCUGCACACUAGCAUUCUUCUUGAAUUACAGUAUAUUUCUGAACACUACUCUGAAUUCAGCACUCACACAGACGAUUUGUGGUAACCUGAAGGACUUCUUUACCAUUGGACUUGGCUGGAUGAUUUUUGGUGGGCUUCCUUUUGACAUUUUCAAUGUUAUUGGACAAUUUCUUGGUUUUCUUGGCUCUGGUUUGUAUGCAUAUUAUAAGCUCAUAGGGAGGUAAUACCUCAGACGAUAUGGCAACAUUACGUAACUGGAGGUUGAGAGUAGCUGCACUAAUUCUCAGACUUCCUCGUCUGUCGUAAUGGUAUGGGUUCUUGGAAGAGAUUAACUCGCAUCAACGAGAUUUAUGCUCAAUCGAAGUUGCUGAUCCUACCUCUUAAACAAGCCUGCUUUUGGUUGCCUUCGCAACCUCCAGCGUCACUACAAUGACGAUUUGUGCUAAUUUUUUUCACCAUUCAAACACAAUAGAUGCAGAAAUUUUAUAGAAAGCGUAUAUUUGUUAGAAGAACUUCCUACAAAUUACAGUGUGAGCGAUUCUUACAAUCCCCUCCCUUCUGAUGCCUCAAUACAUGCAAUCUGAUGUAUAACUGACGAAAUUCGAAUGACAAUAUCCUUCAUAGCCCUUAAUCCUA